UGCUCUUUUGCUUGGUUGCUUGGUUGCAUUUUAUUUUAUUUUACUUUUUAUUUUAUAUUGUUAUUUUCUAUUGAUUUAUUUUAUAUUUUAUAUUUUAUAUUUUUGGCCAAUGAACGAUACUGAGGAUUAUCUUUUGAUGCCUUCGACGGAUCUCUACUUUGAAAAGGAUCCUCUGCUGGCAAACUUGUUCCAUGAUCCAUUGCCCUCGCCAACAUCAGAGUCCAAUUUCCCCUCACCCCAGAGUGCCACUGAUGAUUCCUCAAUCCAAAGUCCCCUAGAGCAGUCCCCAGAUGGCUUCUUUCUCCAGAAUCUACCCGUAGCUGUCCUUGAAUCUCUCUCUCUCCUCUACCAACAACAGCACCAGCACCAGCAGCAACAACAACAACAACAACAACAGCAGCAGCAAGAAACUCAGGCACAUGAAACCAACACUCAUCAUCUUAAUCAAAUCUCAUUGGAUUCUGCUAUCGAAGACUUUGAACAAUUUGUCAGAUUUGAAGAAGAUGGCAGCAAUGCUCAGCAACAACAUAAUAUGAAUUUGAAUUUGAAUUUGAAUUUGAAUCAUAUUAUCCAGGAAACCGAAACACUUCUCUCACAACAUCAACAAGAAAAGGAGGCCAAGGAGGCCAAGGAAGCCCAGGAAGAAAAGGAAUAUCUUGCCUCAUUUUCUGCCUUGACUUUGCCCGCUCAGCAGGUACCUCUUGCCAAAAAGAACAAGUCUAGCCGCCCACCACGCCAGCUCGAGUGUUUCAAUUGUCAUGUCACCAAGACCCCCCUGUGGCGCCGUACUCCUGAUCGAGCACAUUCGUUGUGCAAUGCGUGUGGAUUAUACUACAAGCAAUACAGUACCCACCGUCCUCUCCACAUCCGCCAAAAGCAGCCUACACCAGCAUCACCCUCAAAGUCGUCUCUGCCGACACCCCCAACCUCAGCUGCCGAUCUGACCCGCCCUCUCCAGCCUGCCCCUCUCCAUCCCUCUCAGCAACACUCGCACUGUGUCAGUUGCUUGCAGAAAUCCAGCCCUGUCUGGCGCAAGAACGAACGUGGUGAACCAGUCUGCAACACCUGUGGACUCUAUCCAAAGCUCUCACCAGCAGUAUCUGGCAUAUCUUCGCCUCUCUCUCAAUCUCUAUCAACAUUGACAUCCACACAGCGCGACCGUCCUCUGGCCAUUCGUAAGGACUCGCUCAAGAGAGAGCGUGAUUGGGAAUCUACAGCUGAUCAAGACAAUCAGGAAGGAGGGUCUGAAGAGUCAUCAGAGAAAGAGACAGCAGAGACAGAGACAGAGGCAGAGACAGAGGCAGAAAAGAAGAAGAAUAAGAAGAAGAAGACUGAUGAAAAGUUAUCAACCAAUGUUGAGAUCCAGAACACUCCUUCUAUUGGUACUCCUUUGGCUACACCUGUCUUGGCGUGUUUCCAGUCUUCUAGUUCGAUUGCCUUGCCUUCUCCUCCAAUUCAAUCCAACAAGGAGUGGUCCGAGUUUGAUGACUCGAGAUUCAAGGGACUCUUGAGCAGAAUGAAUCCUCAACAGAUGCAUGGGUUCUUGGGGGGAAUUUAUUUAAGAGGAAAAUUUUUUUUGACUAAUCCCUAUAACUAA
Molecule: messenger RNA, 1597 nt
Organism: Phycomyces blakesleeanus NRRL 1555(-)
Lineage: Eukaryota; Fungi; Mucoromycota; Mucoromycetes; Mucorales; Phycomycetaceae
Product: GATA-type zinc finger transcription factor
Exons: 2
Coding region: 110-1597 (495 amino acids)
Biological process (GO): positive regulation of transcription by RNA polymerase II; negative regulation of transcription by RNA polymerase II
Molecular function (GO): RNA polymerase II cis-regulatory region sequence-specific DNA binding; zinc ion binding; DNA-binding transcription factor activity, RNA polymerase II-specific
Source: RefSeq, a predicted model, not a curated record